Molecule: messenger RNA, 519 nt
Organism: Penicillium hordei
Lineage: Eukaryota; Fungi; Ascomycota; Eurotiomycetes; Eurotiales; Aspergillaceae
Exons: 3
Coding region: 1-519 (172 amino acids)
Source: RefSeq, a predicted model, not a curated record
AUGGCGUCUGAAGAUAAUACUCCCCCGGAUUUCGUGAAUCGCAUGGAAAAGGUGCCAGCUCCAUAUCUGAGUGAGCAAUAUGGCUACAGCAAAGACGGUCUGUCCUGCGCAAUGAUUGCCUGGAUGCUGGAUCUUGAUGUCAGAACAGCCAUCAAGAAGCGCGAGUUUCAACGCACAUAUCAGAGAAUGUGCCUUUACAUUAAGCAUAUGGAGCGCCUCAUGGACCAAGCCAACAUCAAAUAUGACGCCUACACCGGCGCGGAAGACGGUCGAAGAAUGAAAAUCGCCAGAGAUACCUUCAAACCUCAGUUGAAGGCCAGGUUCAUGGCUACAGCACCGUACCCAGUCACAGCUCCUAUCAGCACCGAUGGAGAACUCUGCAGAAGCGUGUCGGAUGCGCAGACUUUUGAAUACAAGCUUCACCAGUUGGAGAUCAUUCGAUAUAUGGAGAGGGUUGAUGGACCGGCAUUGACUGAUUUCGAGACGAGUACGAGGCGGCCUAGACCUGAGACAGGCUAA